UAUGUGCUCUUUAAAGCCGUCCUGAACAAUGAUCAUGUUCAUCAUAACAAACCACACUGACGAAGUUAAGCCAAUCAACGUGUAUUAUUUUGUGCAAUAAACCAAUCAGAUGCUGUAGUUUAUGCUACGAUCACAAUUUAAAAAAGAAUAAGAAUGUUUUUUUUAUUUGUGUCCUGACUCAUCUUAGAAAUUGGCUCUUAAUUUUUGAACAGGAGAGAUUGUGUGUUUUAUAAACAGACUGGAGAAAGUGAAGAAGAGAGAGAGAAUGCAAAACAGGAACAAAAGGUAGAGAGAAGAAGAAAAGCUUGCAGGACAUAAAAGAGUUAAUAAAAAUAUGAAAAUAACACUUUAAUUAGUUAGAAAAACGUAUUUAUGAAUAUUCCUAAAAUAGAAUUAGUACAAGUUAUAAAUUAUAGAUAAAAAGAAAAAAAGGUAAAAAAAAAGAAGAAACAAGUAAAAGGACAAAUAAAGAAGAAGAAAACUUCGACAAUUUUGGAGAAAUGAUAGUUUUAGCUUUCUUCAUAAUCAUUGUGCAAUCAUAUUUUACUAUGUCAGAUGCAAGAAAGAGCAGAGCUCCAAUGUGCAAACAACAUACCGGAAUCACUAUAGUUUUAGAUAACACGAGACACGUCUCUCGAAAUAUUCAUGAACUUGAAAAAGAAAUUGAGAGAAAAAUCCUUUUAAAUUUUCAAAGCCGCCAACUGCAACAUAAACUAGGUGAUUAUACAAAUAACGUUUUCUGUAGCGGAGAUGGUAUAAACAUAAAUGACGAUGCAUAUGGAGACAGCAAAAGUUUAUAUAAGAUGGAAUGCGCGCGACAGUUAUUGACUAGCCUGGAACACAAAUUAACGUCAAACAACAAAGGCAUUGAUUCCUACUUGAUGAAUAUCGCUUUAUCGUUAUCAGUUUCAAAAUGGCUUCCACAAUACAUCACGCAAAGAUAUAGUGCAAACGAAAGCUAUCUUGUUGUCUUUUUGAACUCCACAAAAUUCUCACAGCAGUUAUUUAGCGUUGGAUUGGUCAGAGACGUAACUGGGAAAUUUAGUCUUGAUGGAAAGAAAAUUAAUAAGGCGGUGACUGAAAUAAUGCAGAAGAUAUGUCCAAACGACUUCCCAUCUGGAAAAGAGUCCACAACAACAGCAAUAACAAGGAAAGCGACAGCGAGAACUGCACCAACGACAACAAUGGAUGAGAUAACUGACAUAACGACAACAAAUAAUACGACAAUAGCUGCAUCGACGACAGUGAACGAUAUGAAUUCUGCUACUCCAAUAACAACACAGAAAAUAUCAUCUUCGAGACCGUUUACAAACACCAACACUUUAACAUCUAACUCUGACAUCCCACUAAAGCCCUCCACAACGCACCAUACAAACGCGACUUCGGUCAUCAAACCUACCACUGCAGCAACUACAUCCAAAGCUAUAACCAUAUUUUCUACAGUUGAUCCAAACGUUUUGAAGCAAGAUGUGGAACAAUUCUUAACACAAAAUAUUACGGAAGCCCAACUAUCAAAUACAUCUUGGGCACAAACGUUCUUGCAAGCCUCUUGUGAACUUUUGAAAAAGGUUUCCGAUGCGGAAAAAGAGGUAAAAGGCGAGAAAUUGCUGCAAUUUAUGGAACGAACUUUGCUUAAAGUUGGUUCUAAACUUGUUGAUGGAGUCUCUCUCACUCUUUCAACAGAUGAUUUAGUCGCAGAAGUUCAAUCUAUUAACAGGAGUGAGUAUCGGGGUUAUGAAUUUCCAACAUUUAACAUUACAUCCUCGGAGACGACUUUGUACUUACCUGGAAACUUACUAAAAGAAACUUCUGCAGACAAAAUCGCACUGCUAGCAAUGAAAUACAAACCUUUGAAAGCAAUGAAGAGAGAGAAAAAACAUUUUUCACUUUCUAAUGACGUCAUAUCCAUAACAUUGGAUCCUCCAGUGAAGACUCCAUUUAAGGAGCUACUAAACUAUACGAUGAGACGAAGAAAGAACAAUUUUACAGACCAUCAAUGUGUAUUUUGGAAUACGAGAACACGAAUCUGGGACACCACGGGUUGUUUUGUGUCAAAAAUUACUGACGAUCAUGUCACAUGCCAAUGCAAUCACAUGACGUCAUUUUCUAUUUUGAUGCAAGUCGAGGAUUUUGAGCUUUCAGACAAACAUCACAUUGCUUUGAUGGUAAUCACCUAUGUCGGAUGUGGAGUUUCAGCAGCAUCAUGUCUGUGUUUAAUAUUUAUAUAUAUCUUCCUUAGGCGGAUGUUAAAAAUUGAUCGAAAUGUCAUCCAUGUAAAUCUGGCUGUCGCCAUUGCGAUAUCAAAUGCACUGUUUUUGUCUGCAGAUUCAUUGGUUGACAGAAAGGAUUUGUGUUUGGGAAUUUCGAUCAGCAUGUUGUAUUUUUACCUAGCAACCUUUUUCUGGAUGUUGGUGGAAGGAGUACACGUCUAUCUAAUGAUAUUUAAGGUUUUCAAAAGCAAAAAACGAAUGCCCAUUUAUUUGCUGAUUGGGUGGGUACCACCUGGAAUAAUUACCGCUGGAACAGCCCUGAAGUUUACAGAUCUCAUGACUACUGGUGAUUUUUGCUGGGUGUCCACAAAACAAGGUAUUAUAUGGACGUUUGUCGGGCCCGCAUUGUUUGUGAUGAGCGUGAAUACUGUCAUUUUAUGCAUGACGCUUAAAACUUCUCAAAGAAUCAAGAUUGGUACCAACGAAGUGCGAGAAAUACGACGAAUUGCGCGCUUAACCAUUGUCCUUAUGCCAAUAUUUGGAAUUUCUUGGAUUUUUGGAAUUUUUGCUGUAAAUAAAGAAACAAUCGCAUUCCAGUAUGUUUUCACAAUUUUGAAUGUCUUCCAAGGAUUGUUUAUUUUUAUCGGGUAUGGAAUUAUGAACAACGAAGUUCGUCGCGAAGUGUCAAGAAAAAAGCAUAUGUCAGAAUCCGCCGACAUUCGUCGUUCUACAUCAACGGCAAGAUCUAAAAAAUAUAACGCCGUGUUUUGUAACGCAGCGUUUUCCACAAACGAAAACAAUUCGAUUAAGAAUAAAGAUGUCAUACAGACGCCGACAAGUCGAGAUUAUGACGAUGUCUUUACCGACACAUCCUCGCCGUAUUCAAUAAACGACGAAUUCUAUCGUUCGUCAAUGCAAAGCUCUUACGGCUCAUGGAUGUAUGGAGAUUUUGGAAGCUCCCCUGGUCAAAGUUCCAUGUACUCUCUAGGUGAUGAAAGUUACCGAUCGACAAAAUUUUUAACAUUAGAAGCAUUUAAAGUUUAGAUGUAUGCGACAACGGAUCUUCUGCCUUUUCAUUGGAUGAAAGACGGAGAAAACGCUUAUGAUUAUGUUCAACACCCUAUUAUUCUUUCGAACAAUAGCAUAUUUCCCAAGAGGCAUUUUUUAUAUUAAACUCAAAGCGAUAAAUACCAAACGCUAUUUGAUCUCGAACCUAAUGCACGUUUUUUUAUAAGAAAAUAUAUUUAACCAGGCUGGUCAUUAUUCUUACAUAUCUAUUGUUCUAGACAAUAGACCUAUUUUAACCUGAUAUCCCAGCUGGAUAUCCUUCUAAAGCAUGUCCCUAAAAAAGAAAAAGCGUAUUGAAAAUAAAUAAAUUUCAAACCACGUGCGUUUUUAUAUAAGAAACGGAAUAAUUGUUUGUCACAGUAAAGAGUGAAGAAUUUUGUGUUAUGAUUAAUCUAAUCUUUCUGUUGCUAGUCUUUUAACGUGCUGCAAAGUAGAUAGCUAACCGACACAUCCUAACGCGAUGUUCUAAACACAGAUUGCUAAACCCAAUCUUUUUUUUUUAAAUAUACGCAACUUUAUAAGAGAUGAAAAUAAAACCCUUAAUCGAAAUUUAUAAUGUAUAUAAUUAGAAAUAUUUUAUUUUAUUUAAAAAUGUUAAAAAAUAUUAUUUUAUGAAAUAUUACUAUAUUAAAUUUUGCUUUUUCGUUUGUAUUGUUUUCUACCAAAUCACAGAGACCAUCUUAAAGCAUAUUUUCUAGCUCUGUAUGUAGCAUAACUGCAAUCCCCACGAGGCUUAUCCUUAGCAUGUUAUAAUCGUGAUCUCUCGUCAAAAUGUCUAGUAAACGUAAAGGACUGUGAAAUACUGGAUACACUUUCUUAACGUUGCUCCGCAAGUUUAGUGAGCAUUAUCUAGUAAUGCCUUAAAAGAUACUUCCUAUCAUGAGUUGUUUUUUCUUUGAACAGAAGCAUGAAAAGAUCGGUUUGAUGAAGCCUCAAAUAUUUAACAAAUGAACCAAAAUAUUUACUUUCCAGUUUUUCGUGUUAAUUUCUUCCGCCUAGAUUUAUUAGGAGCUACUAAUAGCUACUGUGAGGAUAUAUAACAUCUCGCAAAUGGUAGUGAAACAAACAUUGCAGACAAAAAAAAAUACGUUGAAUUUUAAUGGCUUAUUAACCGUUUAGCCGGUCUAUACGGGAAAAUAUAGACCGAGGUCAUGACGUCAUCGACCGAACGCAGUGAAGUCCAUGCGAGUGACAGUGUUUAUUAUGUUUAUUACCCUACUGAUAAUUUCAUAACCAUCAAUGAAAAAAAGGUUUUAGAGUGCAGGGGUGUUUACCAAAAACAAGGUUUAGUUGGAAACCAUGAACUUUCUUUAUAUUUCGAACUUACACAGACAUUCGAUCCACAACAAUACAAUACAUCUUUUAAAAAUAGAAUAUUUCAAAACAGUUUUAAAAUUCAAUUCUUUGUCGUUUCGCCGGUGUCAUGGGGAAUUAGGAAGCAGGGAAUUAAGACUC
This is a messenger RNA of Hydractinia symbiolongicarpus, 4733 nucleotides long. Its product is annotated as adhesion G protein-coupled receptor L2-like. Gene Ontology annotation, biological process: adenylate cyclase-activating G protein-coupled receptor signaling pathway; cell surface receptor signaling pathway. Gene Ontology annotation, molecular function: G protein-coupled receptor activity. Gene Ontology annotation, cellular component: membrane. The record is from RefSeq and is a predicted model, not a curated record. The coding region runs from base 501 to 3254 and encodes 917 amino acids. The transcript is spliced from 15 exons. Lineage: Eukaryota; Metazoa; Cnidaria; Hydrozoa; Anthoathecata; Hydractiniidae.